Xylaria bambusicola is the source of this 716-nucleotide messenger RNA. RefSeq lists its product as uncharacterized. Bases 236 to 622 code for a protein of 128 amino acids. The record is from RefSeq and is a predicted model, not a curated record. The transcript has 2 exons. NCBI's taxonomy places the organism in Eukaryota, Fungi, Ascomycota, Sordariomycetes, Xylariales, Xylariaceae.
AGUAUAGCAGUAUAGGUAAUCUACACAAUUGCAAUACAGUCAGCGGUCGCUGUGACCAACAGUACCUACCUGCUGUUGAAUAAUAAUGGUGUAUCUGCUGUAUCCAAGUCGUCGCGAUUUACCUGGUUUUGCUGUCGCUAUGGAGGUGUGCAUCAGACUAUCAAGGAAGUUACCGUAGUAUAUGUAGUGUAGGUAGGUAGGUACAUGUAGUACCGGUAAAUAUCUCUGAAUCCAUAUGUAUAUCCUCCUCGUUCUCUCUACCUACCUUCUCUCCCCGUUCUUCUCCCUCCUCUCAUAUUCCUUUCACUUUUCUUUUCCUUUUCCUAUCUUGCUGCUGCUGCUGCUGCUGCUGCUGCUUGUCUUGUUCUCUUCUCUUAUCCCCUCCACUACGACGUCUUGGUCUCUGCCGAUCUCCCCUAAACCAAGGACCAAGCCGAUCUUACUGCUUUGUGCAAAGGGAGCUAGCUCUCCACACUCCAUCUUGGAGGACAACCAACACCUCGGUGUAUGGGCAUACUUAGCUCUUCAGGCUCGCAGGCCACCUCAACUGCCCACACCAUCAUCAACGACAGACACACUUGCUAUUGCGCAAUACUAUCUACCUAAUCUACAAUACCGGUAGAUCUCAGGUAAAUCCCGGGGUGAGACCGCGAGACAGAGUACAGAGCCGUCUGUGUCUGUCCAUGUUGUCGAGCUCGGAACUGUACGUAACCUAU